This is a messenger RNA of Pochonia chlamydosporia 170, 1212 nucleotides long. Its product is annotated as imidazoleglycerol-phosphate dehydratase. Gene Ontology annotation, biological process: intracellular zinc ion homeostasis; zinc ion transmembrane transport. The transcript has 4 exons. The record is from RefSeq and is a predicted model, not a curated record. The coding region runs from base 1 to 1212 and encodes 403 amino acids. NCBI's taxonomy places the organism in Eukaryota, Fungi, Ascomycota, Sordariomycetes, Hypocreales, Clavicipitaceae. Gene Ontology annotation, molecular function: zinc ion transmembrane transporter activity. Gene Ontology annotation, cellular component: membrane.
AUGACGCGUCUAGCAGCUCUAUGGCUGGUCCUCCUACUAACAUGCGUGUUUGCCGCGCCUCAAAACGUCACUGGCGAACAUGCCCUCCAGGCAAUGAGCCUAGAUGACCUCGACACCCAGCUCCAAACAUGCCCAAUUGUGCAGCAACUCUCGGCAGUUAAGCAUGCGCACCACGCUGCGGCACCCUCGUCCUUCACGACACGCGCUUUCGCGGUCCUCUUUCCUGGUUCGCCCGCUGUGAACGCCCUCCUCGCGACGUUGUAUAUUUCUGGCCCGCCCAACUUUCUGCUGGCCUUGUGUCCGACGAAUAUCGAUCCCUCGUCGCUGAGUGUCAUGGUUGCCUUUGCGGUGGGAGGGCUGCUGGGCGACACGCUGUUCCACUUGCUGCCGGAAAUAUUCUUGGGCGAGGAUGAGGCUGACAGAGCGAGGUUUGUGCUUGUUGAGCCGAAUCGGAAUCUGGUGCUCGGGCUGGCUAUCUUGGUUGGGUUUAUGACGUUUGUGGCUAUGGAUAAGGGUUUGAGGAUUGCUACGGGUGGUGCUGGGCAUGAUCAUUCCCAUGGUCAUGCGCAUGGAGGUGAUGCGAAGGCCGUUGCGACUGGUGCCGAUACUGGGAAUGGUGAGGUGAGGUCCAGGAAGAAGGGGAAGGGUAAGAAGGAGGUUGUGCAGGAGGAGAAGGAGAUUAAUCCGAGUGUUAAGCUUGGUGGCUAUCUCAACUUGAUUGCCGACUUCACACACAACAUUACCGAUGGUCUCGCCAUGUCGGCCAGUUUCUACGCAUCGCCAACGAUUGGCGCUACCACCACCGUGGCCGUGUUUUUCCACGAAAUUCCCCAUGAAGUGGGCGACUUUGCGCUCCUCGUUCAGUCUGGCUUCUCCAAGCGGGCGGCCAUGGCAUCGCAAUUCGUUACGGCACUGGGUGCACUGAUGGGCACGCUCAUUGGUAUCGCUAUUCAGGAGUUUGGUGGCGGUAAUACUGAUGGUGAAGCUUCUAUGGCACGCAACGCUGGAUUAUGGGGAACAAGUCUGACGUGGGGUGACAUGCUGCUCCCUUUUACCGCCGGUACAUUCCUCUAUGUUGGAACCGUGGCCGUGAUUCCCGAGCUGCUGGAGACGGGCCCGAACAAGAUGCAGGAGCUUCGGAAGACGCUGGUUCAAUUCUCUGCCGUUGCGGUCGGUGCGGGUAUCAUGCUGUAUAUUUCGUGGCAUGACUGA